CAGCAUUUUGGGCAGCCAGUCUGAGUCAGACACGCCAACAAGACGAGUCAAGAUGGCUGCCAUGCGCCUCCUGCUGCUGUGCGUCGCCUUAAUUUGCCUCUCAGACUUGACAAGUGCAGCAGACCUCCCACCACAGCCCAACUGUCAGGACCUCAGGAAUGUUCGCUGCGAUAUUCUCCGCAGCCCCAUGUGUGGCAAUGAUGGCCGUACCUACAGCAACAUCUGCUCAUACUGUAGUAUGAAACGAAAUUCAAUUACUCCAAUGUAUGUUGUAAAAAAUGGAGCUUGCUGAAUCCAUAAUGGAACCCCUGGAUGUUUGCUGAUUUUCGCUUUGCUUUGCACUUUUCAAGCCCCCUUUGCCCCUCUGCUGACCCCUGCAUCCUUUAAAAUCUGAAAUAAAUAUUUCCUUGUAGCAUGAAA
Messenger RNA from Polypterus senegalus (gray bichir), 420 nucleotides. Its product is annotated as serine protease inhibitor Kazal-type 1-like. The transcript has 4 exons. Gene Ontology annotation, molecular function: protein binding. Bases 53 to 292 code for a protein of 79 amino acids. The record is from RefSeq and is a predicted model, not a curated record. Lineage: Eukaryota; Metazoa; Chordata; Cladistia; Polypteriformes; Polypteridae.